Molecule: messenger RNA, 1300 nt
Organism: Macadamia integrifolia
Lineage: Eukaryota; Viridiplantae; Streptophyta; Magnoliopsida; Proteales; Proteaceae
Exons: 4
Coding region: 230-934 (234 amino acids)
Molecular function (GO): protein binding
Source: RefSeq, a predicted model, not a curated record
UUGAAGUGUUUGUUAUUAUCUAUAUUAAAUAAAUAAUAAUAUUGACAUUGAUUUUGAAGUGCAUGGGCUUUUGAGAAAUUUGAGUCUACCUAGUAAUUGGUUAUUGGCUAGGUCAUUCACUGUUCUUACCUAGUUGCUUGGAUACCACUGCAUGAAGACAUGUUAUUCCUGGAUAGAAUUGUGAUACCUUAAUAUUGUUAAGGUUGACUACUCUUUUUCAUUUGUUGGAAUGCAGUAUUUAGAUCGACCUGGAGUAAGCUUCUGUUCAAGAACAACAUAUGAUGAUAAUGCAAUCACAAAUGCUGUUGAGAUAUACGAGAGUUCGAGUGGUGCCACUCACUUCAUGGCUUCAAAUAAUGAUUGUGGAGUUAGAGACUUUGAUAUGGAGAAAUUUCAGCUUUCUAACCACUUCCGCUUUCCGUGGCCAGUUAAUCAUACAUCUCUGAGCCCUGAUGGUAAGCUUUUUGUCAUUGUUGGCGACAACCCUGAUGGAAUGCUAGUGGAUUCCCAAACUGGAAAGAAAGUCAUGUCUCUGUGUGGGCACUUGGAUUUCUCAUUUGCUACAGCUUGGCACCCUGAUGGCCGUACAUUUGCCACUGGAAACCAGGACAAGACCUGCCGGAUCUGGGAUGCCCGCAACCUCUCCAAGUCAGUGGCUGUCCUCAAGGGCAACCUUGGAGCAAUCCGGUCGAUCCGCUUCACUGCUGAUGGUCAAUUCAUGGCAAUGGCGGAGCCUGCAGACUUUGUACAUGUAUUUGACGUGAAGAAUGGGUAUGAGAAAGAGCAGGAGAUUGAUUUCUUUGGUGAGAUCUCUGGUGUAUCAUUUAGUCCUGAUACAGAGUCCCUCUUCAUUGGUGUGUGGGAUCGUACCUAUGGUAGCCUUCUUCAGUAUGGCCGACGCAGAAAAUAUUCGUACCUCGACUCCUUUAUCUGAGUUAUGUCUCACAUAUCAGAAGUAACAAGGAGAGAAUGGCCAAUUCAAAGGAUAGUGUAGAAUUCUGUUUCGUUCACAAUAAUGGGGGAAUUCUAAUCUCCUUUUUUCUUUUUCUUUUGUUUUGGUUGAGGGGGUGUAUGUAUAAUGGGGCAUUUAUGUACAGGGUCAACAUACAUUGGUGAGGUGAAGAGGAAAAUGAAAGAAAACAGGGAUUCCCUAGGUGCAGAACUGCAGAUAAAAAUCUCGGGCAAUCUAAUGGGUAAAUUUGCCGGUAGAGUGUAUCGCUUUAGUACUCUUCAGCAACCUUUGGGAACUUAACAAGUGGAACCUCUAUGUUUUUGGCUUGCGCUCCGUGGAGAUUACACC